GUCUUGGUUAGACAGGCCGGGGCCUGGUGCGCUGGGCCCCCUUGGAAGGCAGCCAUCGGUCAGGGCCUGAAGCACGGGGGGGGGGGGGCGCUCUGCUUGGGCCAGCUCACCCAGGAGUCUGGCCUGUCAUUCCCGCCGAGGUCUUCGGCCACCAGCUGGCAUUCUGCAGCAUAAUUCACAACGGCCCCUUUCCCUCCUUUUAGGCAGCAGAUUCGACGGUUGGCGGCCUCGGCCUUUAGCGGUUGGCAAAAUCUGUGGAGAAACGUACACAAAAGAACGCGGUGGAAACGGGCGCAGGAAUAAAACGGUCGCGCUUCCAGGAGCGCCACAGCCGUUUCCAAAAACUCUCCUCUGCAGCGAAUCAGACACGCGGGGCGGGCUUCGGAAGAGGGUUAGGCCCGAGCCCUGCCGCCCCCUCAGCUCCCCCGGCCCCACAACGGUGGUCUGAAACGGCGCGGGAUCCGAGCGGGGCCCGCGCGAAAGGCCGCGGCUCUCCGUCGCCUCCCGCAAGGCAAGCGGGGCGCGGCGCCCCAGGGCAGGCCCUUCGCGCCCUCCUGGCCCCCGAGGCGCGGCCUGGCACCUGAGGGACCCGCAGGGCUCCGCCCGCCGCCGGGCCUUCGAGGCCGCGGCCUCCCUCCGGGCGGGCCCGGCGCCUGUCCGCGGCUUCCCGGGCCGGCGGGCGAAGGCGGGGCCGGGGCGGGUCUGAGGGGCGCUGGCGGCCGCCGCCCUCCGCUCGCCCGCCCGCGCGGCUUUUGUGGCGGGAGCCGCGCAGCAACCAGGAGAGCGCCCGGAGCUCCGCCUCGCCUCGGCCUCUCCCCGCGCAGCCAGCCAGCGCAGCCAGGCGGAGCGCAGCGCAGCGUCCGGGCAGCUGAGCGGCCGCCUGGCGGGGGAGCGCCGGGCCGCGCCCGAGACCCCGCCGGAGCCGCGCCGCCGCCGCCGCCGCCGCCACGCGCGCCCCCAUGGGCAGCUCCCACCUGCUCAGCAAGGGCCUGCCGCCGCUCGAAAAAGGAGAAUUCAAGCAUUUGUUUUGAGGGAAAAACAGAAAAAAUAAAGAAUUACAUGGACUUUGCAAAGAGAUGUUAGCAAAUGAAAGUAAAAAAUUGAACUGAAUCCUGGAUACAGAGAGGUUGCAGUGGAUAAGAAGUUUAAAAGCUUUGAUUCAAGAUUGCAGGAGGCUGAAUGAGAAUUGGAUCAAAUGGCAGGCUUCUCUGUUGCCUUCCAGUCCUGAAGAUUGUAAAUAGCUGAGAAGUGGAAUUAAUGACUCUGGAACUGAACCCCAGAUUAAGAUAUGUCAGGCAUCCGACCACCAAUCAUGAACGGCCCCAUGCACCCACGCCCUCUGGUAGCACUGCUGGAUGGCAGGGACUGCACCGUAGAAAUGCCAAUCUUGAAGGAUGUUGCCACGGUGGCUUUUUGUGAUGCACAGUCCACCCAAGAAAUUCAUGAAAAGGUACUCAAUGAAGCAGUGGGUGCUCUGAUGUAUCACACCAUCACUUUAACUCGUGAAGAUCUGGAAAAGUUUAAAGCACUUCGAAUAAUAGUUCGAAUUGGAAGUGGUUUUGAUAACAUUGACAUCAAAUCUGCUGGAGAUUUAGGAAUUGCUGUCUGUAAUGUCCCAGCGGCAUCAGUAGAAGAGACGGCAGAUUCUACACUGUGCCACAUCUUGAACCUCUACAGACGAACCACUUGGCUUCAUCAGGCCUUGCGUGAAGGCACGAGGGUGCAGAGCGUAGAGCAGAUCCGGGAAGUUGCUUCUGGGGCUGCGAGAAUCAGAGGGGAGACCCUGGGCAUCAUCGGGCUAGGACGAGUUGGGCAAGCAGUUGCUUUGCGAGCAAAAGCCUUUGGCUUCAACGUCAUUUUCUAUGACCCGUACCUCUCUGACGGCAUUGAGCGUGCUCUUGGGCUUCAGCGGGUGAGCACGUUACAAGACCUUCUGUUCCACAGUGACUGUGUUACCCUCCACUGCAGCCUGAAUGAACACAACCAUCAUCUUAUCAAUGACUUCACCAUUAAACAGAUGCGGCAAGGAGCUUUCCUGGUGAACACGGCGCGAGGAGGGCUGGUGGAUGAGAAGGCGCUUGCGCAGGCCCUGAAGGAGGGGCGGAUACGGGGGGCCGCUUUGGAUGUGCACGAGUCGGAGCCAUUCAGUUUUAGUCAAGGUCCCCUGAAGGAUGCACCAAAUCUGAUCUGUACCCCACAUGCUGCCUGGUAUAGUGAACAAGCCUCUAUAGAGAUGAGGGAAGAAGCAGCACGGGAGAUCCGGAGAGCGAUCACAGGUCGUAUUCCAGACAGCCUGAAAAACUGUGUCAACAAAGAACACUUGACUGCAGCUACACACUGGGCCAGCAUGGAUCCGGGAGUCGUUCACCCAGAGCUCAAUGGCGCUGCAUACAGUAGGUAUCCCCCUGGUGUGGUCAGCGUGGCUCCUCCUGGCAUUCCCACAGCCGUUGAAGGAAUCGUCCCCAAUGCUAUGUCCUUAUCACACGGGCUCCCAGCAGUCGCUCAUCCUCCCCAUGCCCCCUCCCCUGGCCAGACAGUCAAGCCAGAAGCUGAUAGAGACCACGCCAAUGACCAGUUGUAGCCUAAGAGGACAUCAUUCCCAACAUUGGUGGUUGCAGCUUUGGAAAAUGGGUGGAAAAUCAGAUGAACUUUUGAUGCAAAACCGUGAACAUACUGGAAGAGACCAUAAUAAGUUUUACAAACUGGUCCAACAUGCAGUAUAAAAAAAUGGUAGGAGAAAGAAAGAAGAUUUGAAAACUUUAUUCCUCCAUAUAAAAUGUAGUCUGUCCCUGUCCAGUGCCCUGACUCACUGUUUCUGUGUCCUGUGGGUUCUUCGUUAAGCAAGAGAAGUUAGUAGUUAAUUAUAUCAUGAAUGUACUUGUCUGUGUACAGUUUUUAGAACAUUAACAAGGGUUUGUUUGCUUAGUUGUCAACAAGAAAAACAUCCUAAGGGAGGCAUUUGGCAAACCAAUUUGAGAUCCUUUGUUUUUAUAUGUUAAAAACAUGCUAAAAAAAUGAGGCCGUUGGUGAACUUCUCAGGACAACAAUUUUUUCCCAUUUUUCUUUCUACACCACACAGUGCAUUGCUUUUUCUACCUUAUUGUCUUAUUUUUUAGAAUAAUUUAAUAAAAUUAAAAUGAUUUCUCCUAAUUUUGGCACAAUUUCCCCUUAUUUCAGAAUAAAGACAUUUCAAAGAGAUUUUGAGGCGCAAGUAAAAGUUUUAUAUAAACAAGCAUCACACUUUUGUCACCAGUUAAAGUAUAUAUUAUUGGUGGGAUGCAGAGAGAGAGAGAGAGAGAGAGAGAGAGAGAGAGAGAGAGAGAAGAGUCUGAGGCACUCGACUACUGAAGAGUAGCAGCAUUUCAUUGCCUACAUGGAUUCCUUCCUGGUAAUGUGGUAGGCUAGCAAUAUUUUGGGUUAAAAUCAUGUUUGUGACUGUAUCCAUUUGUAUGAAUUAUUUUAAAGAAAUAAAAAUUACAAACAAA
Eublepharis macularius is the source of this 3485-nucleotide messenger RNA. It is a transcript of the gene CTBP1, whose product is annotated as C-terminal binding protein 1. Gene Ontology annotation, molecular function: transcription corepressor activity; NAD binding; oxidoreductase activity, acting on the CH-OH group of donors, NAD or NADP as acceptor. Bases 1289 to 2581 code for a protein of 430 amino acids. Lineage: Eukaryota; Metazoa; Chordata; Lepidosauria; Squamata; Eublepharidae. The transcript is spliced from 11 exons. The record is from RefSeq and is a predicted model, not a curated record.